UACAACACUCCACUACUCGUUACUACUGUCUUAACCACCACCCGUCGGGCCGAUAACUAUUAACUACUUGCGUUGCGUAAAUACGGGUUUUUGUAUAGUUAAAGUUGUGUACGUAAUUCGUGGGUAUUAUACCUAUGCCGAGUGGUCACUGUGGUCAGCAGUUCUCAGUGUCCAGUGACGACUGACGUCCGACGUUGACGAAAAUAACACUCCACGCUUAAUAAAUAUACUCCAUUAUCACAAAAGACUUUAUGUGUAUAUAAUUUAAUACGCACACACGCACACACACAUUGAAAUAAAACUAAACCAGAACAGUUAUUGUCACAAUAUUAUUGCAUCAUAACAGUGAUCGUUAUUAUUGUUCGUGUUUACUGCGACGCGGUCGAUUGUUUUCGUAUCUAUCUUUUGCGUCGUUUCACCUGCCUAAAGAAAAGAACAAUAAAUCUUAUUUCAUUUUGGACGCAAGUCGUGUCGACGCGUGCAGUCAAUUACUAUCGUAGUCGUCAAUUGUCGCUGACCACGCGAUCAUGGCGACCAGGAAGAAGGUUCUGUUGAAAGUGAUCAUACUAGGUGAUUCGAGCGUGGGUAAGACGUCGCUGAUGAACCAGUACGUCAACAAGAAAUUUACCAACCAGUACAAGGCGACCAUCGGCGCCGACUUCCUGACCAAAGAGGUGAUGGUCGACGACCGGAUCGUAACGAUGCAGAUAUGGGAUACAGCUGGUCAAGAACGUUUCCAGUCAUUAGGAGUGGCAUUUUAUCGUGGUGCUGAUUGUUGUGUAUUGGUAUUUGAUGUUACAUCGCCAGGAUCUUUCAAAUCUUUAGAUGGAUGGCGAGAUGAGUUUCUAAUACAAGCAUCACCAUCUGAUCCAGAUCAUUUUCCUUUUGUGGUCCUAGGCAACAAAGUUGAUUUAGAUAAUCGAGCCGUGUCCACUAAAAGGGCUCAACAAUGGUGUCAGAGCAAGAAUGGUUUACCAUAUUUCGAAACAUCUGCUAAAGAAGCAGUCAAUGUUGAACAAGCUUUCAAAACGAUAGCACGAAAUGCAUUAGCUCAAGAAUCAGAUGUAGAGUUGUAUAAUGAAUUUCCAGAUCAAAUAAAAUUGGACGGUGGUUCUUCAGACAACAGAUCUUCGGGUAGUGAUAAUUGUGCUUGUUAAUAAUAGUAAAUUAUUAAAUUUCCUGAAAUAUUGCUGUCUAUUAUCAACAUACUCCUUGGCUGAGUUUCUAACAAGAGUCUCAAUGUUAUUGUCUUGAUGAGUAUAAUUAUAUUUAUAUAUAUAUAUAUAUAUAAAUUAAUGAAAAAGAACAUUAUAUAAAACGUGGAGAUAGUCUAUUAUUUAAU
Molecule: messenger RNA, 1342 nt
Organism: Rhopalosiphum maidis (corn leaf aphid)
Lineage: Eukaryota; Metazoa; Arthropoda; Insecta; Hemiptera; Aphididae
Product: ras-related protein Rab-7a-like
Exons: 4
Coding region: 528-1157 (209 amino acids)
Biological process (GO): endosome to lysosome transport; phagosome-lysosome fusion
Cellular component (GO): phagocytic vesicle; late endosome; lysosome
Molecular function (GO): GTPase activity; GTP binding
Source: RefSeq, a predicted model, not a curated record